AAAUGAGAAUGGGAAUGGAAUCUAUUGAGACAAAUUGUGGGCCAUUUAAUUUUCUUUUUGCCGCUACGUUGACAGCAGCGGAAAAGAGGAAAAGAGCACAAGAGUCAUGUCGAACUGUUUUUUAAUGGCCAAUACAAAGACAGCACGCAUUCACACACAGUACGUAUGUAGCCCAGAGCGUGCCCGUAUCUACGAAAAUAUUACCCACUUUUGCUCCACAUUUAUGCGUUCAAUAUUUCAUAUUUAUUUGCUUGCCAUUCGGUUUCUGUUUCUGUUACUGUCUGGGCUUCUCCCUCACACACAGGCACAUGCCAUACACCAUACACCCUCUCGGAGCAGAGCUCCUCCUCUUUCCUCUUCCACCGCCUUCGGAGGUGAGAGAUAUCGGCAAUCGGCGGUUCGGGCGAUCGACGACAACUUCGUGGGCACAGCAGAACUGACGUUUUAAACUUCACCGUCAAAUCCAACAAUUCAGUUACGUUUCGAUACGCGACAAGUGCAUAGUGCUCCCUGAUCUACUCCUCCAAAAAAUAGAUCCAGCCAUCCACCCAUCCAGGCGAUCGAUCACGAUCAGUGCGCGUUCAGUUCUCGCUCAGUGGCUGGUGCCAACGUGUAACCCAGAGAUGCACUGCAUCCAAGGCCUGUGCCUGUGUCUGAGAGCCCACCCACCCGAAUAGGGCAGCGAAUUACUUGGGCCAGGGGAAUGCAAACUGUGAUCGCAAUGCAAAAAGUUUGUUCGUUUGGCUUAAGUUAUUUUCAUGCCUCAAGUAAACGCCACGUGGGUUUGAGAGUCUUGGACUCUUAGAGGCUUUUCCAGAGUGUGUCCAAUGCGGGACGAACACGAUUACAAAUUACAGGGACGCGUGCUAAUCGUCGAUCAGUGAUUGGAGAUCGUAUCCAACUUGUCAACGUCAUCAUUAGUCGUCAGUGAGUGCGAGCUCCAGAGGAGCGGACAGGAAUGAAGCGGCGAAUGGCGAAUCUAUUAGCAUAACAUCGCAUAAGACGUGUCCUGCUCGGGCUCUGGCUGUGGCUCUCAGAGUUUCCAAAUCCGAAUGCGAAUCAGUUGCAGUGGAGUCGCUGAGGCGUGAUGAACGUGUGGAAGGCAAAGGUGCUCACGGAGGUGCCCUUCGGGCAUGUGCUCGUCGUCAGUGGACGCGUCAAGCCACAUCCCAAUAAAAUCUCUCUGGACCUCACGGACAAUGUAAACGCGCAGAACGAGAGCGAGACGGUCUUUCUGAAGAUCGAGGCCAACUUCCGGGAGGGCCAGAUCAUCCGGAGCAUGUUCCAGCCCGGCGAGGGAUGGCAGCAGGAGGAGAUCUCCAAGAACUGGAAAAGCGACGGUCCCAAGAACCCCCUGAUACCCGGCCAGAGCUUCACCUUCCGCGUGGCCGUACUCCAGCGCUGCUUCGAGAUCUACGUGAACGAUCAGCUGUAUGGAUCCUUCGAAUUCGUCAAGUUCCCCAAGCAAAUCAACUAUGUGCGAGCCUAUGGCGACUUCGAGAAGAUCACCCAGUUCCACCACCGCAUGCUGUUUCCCCUGGUCUUCCCGCGCACCCUCAUGUGCCCCGACCGCAUCGCCUUCCAGAGCGACGUGCCCCGCCGCUACGAGACGGGCACCGUCGUGGCCAUGGAGUGCAUCGCCAAGGGUCCACCCACCACGGAAUUCUCCAUCUGUUUCCAAUGCAACGACACAGGACGCACUGUGCUCCGCUUUCAGGUGAACUUUGACAGAACGACCGUCUCCCGGAGCUACCAGCGCGAGGACAACAGCUUUGCCAGCGACGACGAGGAGACCGAGGGCGAGUUCCCAUUCGUGCGGGGCAAGCUCUUCAAGAUCGCCUUUGGGCUCGGGGAUCGCGCAUUCCUGAUCGCCGUCAAUGGACAGUACUUUACGUACUACAACUUCCCGGUGCGCCCCUUCUCGAUAUCCACCCUCAAGUGCUUCACCAAUGACGUGGGCGACUUUGCCGUCAGGAGCCUGGAGUACCACUCCGAUUCCCCGCUACUGGCCCGCGUAGAGAAGCUAUCCAUCAUUUAAUGGGAGGAUCGGUUCGGAUCGGAUCUUUGUUCAAUCGUUGGCUUUGAUAUUCCUGUAGAGCACCAGUUAACCUUCUUCUUGUGAGCAUUCAAAUAAAGCAAAGUCAACAAUCGA
Drosophila pseudoobscura is the source of this 2152-nucleotide messenger RNA. RefSeq lists its product as uncharacterized. Lineage: Eukaryota; Metazoa; Arthropoda; Insecta; Diptera; Drosophilidae. The transcript has 4 exons. The record is from RefSeq and is a predicted model, not a curated record. Gene Ontology annotation, molecular function: galactoside binding; carbohydrate binding. Bases 1088 to 2038 code for a protein of 316 amino acids.